AUGUCUAUAACUUCAAUUGAUACAUAUAUUAGAUUUCGUCAAAUAUUGCAAUGUUUAGUUGUGAAAAGAUCAUUUCAUCAUUUAAGUCUAUUUUUUAUUGGUCUUAAUCGUAUAACACUUACCAUGGAGUGUCCAUUACUUUCAGUAACAAGUUUUAUUGUUGAUCUUACUACAAUGUAUUGGAGUACAGUAAUACCGUUAAAUACUGAAUCAGAAGAAGCAACAUGUAUAUUUGUUAUGCUGAGAGUUAUAAAUCGAGCAUCUGGUCUGAAACUUGUUUUACAAGCAUUAAUGUCAUCAUUAAGACCUAUUGAUCAUAUUGUAAUUAUAUGCAAAUUUUAUUAUUGUGAAGGUCCAUUAGCUCAUAAUGUAACAAUACGACAACAAUCUGAAGAAAUGCUUGAUCAUCAUUGGAAAAAUCAACAACAUAAUUUUGAUCAUUUAGGGCAAGUAUGUAUUAUGCAACACAAAAAAAGAAAUCUUUUGUUUUUCUGAGGCAUUAUUAUGUAUAUUUGUUUUGUCAUGACGAGAUGGUUGGGUACAAAUGAUGUAUAAUGGUAUUGAUACUGUUGAUGUUGAUAUGCAACUAAUAAGAAAUUAUAAUACAGCAAGAUUAAUUUAUUUUAUUUCAUUUUUAUUACUUGUUGACUUUUUUGUAUUAAAUAUGAAUGUCAAGAAAAAACAACAUAUUUAACUAAAUGUACAUUAGAAUUUGAACGUAGACGAUGUCGUAAACAUGAAUUACCAUAUAAUGUACCAUGGAGAAGACGUUGACAUGAUAUAUGUAAUAGUAAAUAUUUUGAUUUAAUUAUUGCUGCUAUUAUAGCUCUUCAUGCACUGACACUAGGACUAUUAAUUUAUUUUAAAGAAAAGUAUAACAUAGUAAAUUGCUUGUAAAUAUAUAUAUUAGAUGGAAUCAAAUUCAUAUGGUUAUUGUUAUUUUAUCAAUAUCUGAUAUUGUUGUAGAAAAAAUGAAAAAUGAACAUACUUCCAAUUAAUCCAACAAUUAUACGUCUUAUGAGAGUAUUAAGAAUUACAUGAGGUAAUGAAAUUAUUCUUGAGAGUAAAAAAUCUCUUUUCAAAUUCAUCAAUGUCAAAAAUACUAGAAAUAAAGUUAUAUCGAGAAUAGAACAAAGUCAGAACCGUCUGAAAUUUAUCGAGAUCAAAUAAACUUAGUUCUAUAUGUGAUAAACACACAGCAAUCUUUGUUGUCAGUUUGAUAUUUUUCUGUCAUUGAAUAACUUCAAGAGUCGUUCGUAAUUACUACGUAAUUUAUAAGGAAGAUAUGAUCUUGGAAGAUUUGAGAAGAUCACAUGAAUAUUUUUAAGACUAUUAUGGAUAAAUAUUACUUGGUCAUUUUUUAGAAAGUUUACUUGAAUCUUAUAAAGAUGAAAGAAAGUAGUAUGACAUAUUUAUCAUCAGUACAUAACAAUUACACGAAUAUUCAAAAAUACACAUUAGAAUUUUGCAGAAAAUAUUAAAUUUUUGAAAAACUUUUUCUAUGAUUUUAGUAUUAAAACUAUUUAAAAUGGCAAAAGGUAUAAGAGCUUUAUUAAAUAUUGUUAUACAAGCUCUUCCUUACGUUGAAAACUUGGUAAAUGAACUUAUGAUUUCAAUCUUGAUAAUACAACAUGUCUUUUUUUUGUUUCUUUUCUCAUUUAAGUCUUCUAUUUUUUUCUUCCUUUCUUUAUCUAUGCUGCACUGGAUGUGGAAUUAUUUGGUAAAUUAGAAUGUACUAAUGAACGACCAUGUUUUGGACUUAAUAAACAUGUGUAUUUUAAAAAUUUUGGUGUGCCAUUUUUAACAUCAUUUCGUAUUGCAACUCGUGAUAAUUCGAAUGGUAUUAUGAAAA
Messenger RNA from Rotaria sp. Silwood1, 1852 nucleotides. NCBI's taxonomy places the organism in Eukaryota, Metazoa, Rotifera, Eurotatoria, Philodinida, Philodinidae. The record is from the annotation of a GenBank genome assembly.